GUCUGCUAACUGUUCCAUUGCACCGACUGGAGAUAAUCCACAUCUGCACUCUGCACCUAGUCACAUGAACCUGAUGAGGACAUCAGAAGUCCACAGAAAAUAAGGCACUGAUAAAGGAUAUUGCCCAAGAAAACUUUCUAGGAGGAAAGCAGCGACCUCAGAGAUCGCCUUCAGGGGAAGCAAUGAAACAGACAACGCGUAUGUGGUGCACCGUGAUCCUGCUUCUGCCUCUCAUACAGUCCGCACCUCCUGCACAGCAAGAAGCCGUUUAUGAGUAUGAUGCGGACGAUAUGUUUGAGGGAAUGCUGUUUAAGCAGCAUUUUGAACAGUAUGCUCAGGAUGCAGCAGCUAAUGAGAUGAAUGCACUAAUGAUUCCAAAGGGAAGGUUUAAGCGAGAUGAAGACAGCAAAGAUGAUGCAGAGACUACAGAUGCUAAAGAUCUACCUACAUGCCUCGCUUGUGUGUGUCUCAGUGGAUCAGUUUACUGUGAAGAAACAGAUAUAGAUGAGGUGCCUCCUUUGCCUAAAGAGACUGCAUAUCUGUAUGCACGGUUCAACAAAAUUAAGAAAAUCACUGCUAAAGACUUCGCUGACUUCCCUACCUUACGGAGGAUCGAUCUCACAGGAAAUGUUAUAGCCGAGAUUGAAGAAAAAGCAUUUGAGAAGCUCGUCCUUCUUGAGCAGCUUUCCCUCGCUGAGAAUAGACUGACCAAGAUUCCGGCUUUACCAACAAAACUAACUUCAUUCAACGCCAAUCAUAACCUAAUCAAGAGUAAAGCCAUUAAAGCUAAUGCUUUCAAGAAACUGACCAAUUUAUCAUAUCUCUACCUGGCUAACAAUCAACUGGAAAGUGUCCCAGCAAAUCUACCAGAGAGCUUACGUGUCAUUCACCUCCAGUUCAACAAUAUCACUUCCAUCACAGAUGACACUUUCUGCAAAUCCAAUGACACACGCUACCUUCGGCCCAAGCUGGAUGAGAUCAGGAUGGAAGGAAACCCAGUGAUACUGGGCAAAUAUCCAAACAGUUUUACCUGCUUGAGAACUUUACCUCACGGUUCAUAUUUUAAAUAGUGAGGCUUCAUUCAAGACCAUUGCUAACAUUUGCUUUAUUCACAAUGCCCCCUGCUACUUAACACAACAAAAUGCUAACAUUAUCAGGUCACAUAUUUGAAGCUCUUUAGCAGCAAAGGUCUUGAAAAGCCACAAUAAUGUGCUGUCUAUUAAAUAUUAUAAAGGGGUUGCAAACAUGUUAAUAAUGCAACAAUAGUGCAGUAGUGUACGACCAUCUAUAUGCCACUGAAAUCAAUGGGGCUACACAGACCAGGUGACACACACUUGAUCCAAGUAGCUGUUCUUUGCAUUCUGGCAACUGAAUAGGACAGAUCUAAUCUUAUAGGCACAGUAGAAGGCAUUAAGUCAUAUUUUACAGUUUGGCCUUGCUCACAAUAUGUCUCUGUAGUCCAACACCUUAACUAGCAAUACUGUAUACAGUGGUCGUCAUAAUGUAAAUUAUACUAGUUCAUUUUAAAACAGCACCUGAAAAUGCGAUCACUGACCUCAAGAUGUUUCCAUUGGUUAGUGCUGUGAUACUGCCACUGUUCUUUCCACUUUCUAUAGCUGUGCCCUCUCUGGAGUAAAUAUGGAGGGGGCACAAACUGAGUAUCUUACCUCUACAAAAUGUAGGCAUCAAAAAGCAUAUGCAUAGUUGCCAGGAAUAAAGUCUAAUGACACUAGGAGCUUGUGAACGGACAAUACAGGAAUGCCCUACUGCCUGUAAGAACACAGAGGGGCAGAUGUAUUAACCUGGAGAAGGCAUAAGGA
Pseudophryne corroboree (corroboree frog) is the source of this 1820-nucleotide messenger RNA. RefSeq names its product osteoglycin (gene OGN). Bases 183 to 1070 code for a protein of 295 amino acids. Gene Ontology annotation, biological process: bone development; articular cartilage development. Lineage: Eukaryota; Metazoa; Chordata; Amphibia; Anura; Myobatrachidae. The record is from RefSeq and is a predicted model, not a curated record. Gene Ontology annotation, cellular component: extracellular matrix. Gene Ontology annotation, molecular function: protein binding. The transcript has 7 exons.